This is a messenger RNA of Poecilia latipinna (sailfin molly), 7409 nucleotides long. RefSeq names its product collagen alpha-1(XXVII) chain B-like. The coding region runs from base 429 to 5705 and encodes 1758 amino acids. Lineage: Eukaryota; Metazoa; Chordata; Actinopteri; Cyprinodontiformes; Poeciliidae. The record is from RefSeq and is a predicted model, not a curated record. Gene Ontology annotation, molecular function: extracellular matrix structural constituent. The transcript has 61 exons. Gene Ontology annotation, cellular component: extracellular matrix.
GCUGGGCUUGUAACUUGACACCUGGCUGCGCGGUUCGUUUGCCAUCGUUUUUACCCUCAGAAAAAUCUAUUUAAAAAGGAAAGCGAUGAGUCCAGCGCUUCUGACUCCGUAACCCCGCUCAGAAGAACCCACGCAGCUUUCCUCACCGGCCGCAGCGUCCCUCAAUCUGGAUCGGCAUAAAUGAAUGAGCCACAAGGGAAUAUCGCCAGACGAUCGCAACCUGGAAACUCUCUCUUGUCAAACAAGACAACCAGGAGGAUUCUAUGUCGAGCUUGACAGGCAGCUCAGCAUGACUUUUUAUGUCUGGAACUUCAUCUCAAGAUUGUCAAAUGCGUGAAACGGCGGCCGGUGUUUUCUGCCCCCCUCGCAAAGGAGUCACGCUGUGAUUAACGGAUCAGGUUUUUGACUGGCAGGACAAAUGAAUACAAAUGAAUUUAGGCACCCGAAGGAGAGAUUGCAGAACCUCUCAUCUAGAUACAAAGAGAGCCCUAUUGCUCUGUGCAGUUUUAUAUUGUACUUGUUACCUGGGACAUACACAAGAACACUCUGAAGAUGUUGAUAUCCUCCAAAAGUUGGGGCUUAAGGGACAGAAGCUGUCACGUUCUGUGCCAGAAGGGGUCAUUCCAUUCAGAGCGGGGAUCAUCCUCAACCAGAGGGCGCAUAUUGAGGCUCCAUUGCACUCAGUCCUUCCAGCGGCCAUCUGGCCCAAGUUGGCACUGGUCCUGAGUGUACGCUCACAUCGUGUAAACAGUGCUUUCCUCUUCACUCUGCUUUCAAGCAACAAGAAGCUCCUUCUUGGUCUGCAGCUUGUACCAGGUAGUCUUGUCCUACACACAGGACCGAACACCUCAGUGACACUGCCCUAUGAGCCCCAUGAUGGCCAGUGGCACCAGUUGGCACUGGGAAUUAAUGGAAAGACAGUGACUCUAUAUGCCUCCUGCGGAGAGCAGAGUGUCCAGGCAGACUUUGGGUGGGACAGUGAGGAGGGACUGGCUCCAGGACGCCAGGGCUCCUUCUUGCUGGGGAAAUCAAGCCAGCACCAAGCAUCAGGAUACUUUGAAGGAGCAAUUUGCCAGUUUGAUCUGGUCCCUUCUGCACAGGCAGCUCACAACUACUGCAAAUACAUUAAGAAACAAUGCAGGGAAGCUGACACUUACAGGCCUAACCUUUCUCCUCUACUGCCUAUUCUACCAAGAGUAACAAACAUUUCAGCUACUCCUGCUACCCCUAAGCGUGGCGGUUCAGACGCCGCAAGGAAGACCACAAAGUCGAGCCUUGCCAGGAAUGUCGCCGCUGCUGCCUCAUCUGUCAGGUAUGGGGCCCCCGACCAUAAAAAAAAGCUAAAUCAGACAACCACACCCGCUCCCCUGCUAGUAACUGUGAUGCCAACCACAUCCCAAUUGGGUUUGGUCGUCCCUUCUUCCAUAACCAAGACUGAAACUGUAACAGCACCACUCAGGACACCAGCGCCGCACACAAAAUCUCCCCUAACCCCAAGCUUGAAAGCGUCAAAUCACAAAACUGCUAAGCCCACACCACCAAAGCCUACUCAUCAAAGCACCUCAAAAGAGACUAUAACAAGAACAGACAAGAAGAAACUUACCACUCAAGCCACCAAAUCCCCCAAAACCAAACAUGACACUGUUUUACAAGACCAAGCUAGAGUCCCGAACCAACCCCAGCCCACAACACCCAAGAAAAUACUCCCCAAGUCUAAGGUUUCUCCAUCCAAAGCUCCUUUGCCCAAUUCCAAAUCAGAUUAUGUCAAAGCAAUCCCCUCUAAACCAACACUAUCCAAAGCAAAGUCCUCAAAAUCAACAGUCUCCAAAACUACAACUGCUAAGCCUCCAAAGCCAAUUUCUAAGCAAACUACCAACCCAACAAAGAAACCCAAAACUACCAAGGCUUCAGUCACUCCUCGACCGACCAAGCCUACAGACAACGCAGUAACGCCACCUGCCACCGAUGGUUUCCUGAGCUGGGAGGUGCCACCAACACAGUUCUCAAUGCUGACAGGACCAAAGGGAGAGAAAGGAGACCCUGGCCCACCGGGACUGCCAGGACCUUCAGGGAAACCAGGCCUGCCAGGCGAGAGGGGUCCGCGGGGUGACCCUGGCCCCCAUGGGAAUCCUGGUAGACCUGGUCCACCUGGGCUAAAGGGGAGAAAAGGAGAUCCUGGCAUUUCACCUGGGCCAGCACCUAAAGGAGAGAAGGGAGACUCAGGGAUUAUUGGCCCAGUUGGACAGCCUGGACAAGAGGGCCGAAAGGGACAGAAAGGACACCCCGGUCCACCCGGACUUCCUGGAGAGACAGGAGAGCAGGGUCCAAUCGGAAGCCCAGGUGCCAAAGGUUAUCCUGGCAGGCAGGGUUUACCGGGACCUAUUGGACCAAAAGGGCUGAAAGGCGUUCGGGGUUUCAUUGGAAUCCCAGGCCUUUUUGGCCUGCCUGGCCCCGAUGGCGAAAGAGGAAUUCCGGGUGAACCAGGGAAGAGGGGCAAGAUGGGUAGGCCGGGGUUUCCAGGGGACUUUGGAGAGAGAGGGCCACCUGGACCAGAUGGAGAGCCAGGUGGCCUAGGAGCCCCGGGUCCGAACGGAGUCCCUGGACUAAUUGGCGAUAUGGGACCGGUGGGAGAAAUGGGCCCUCCCGGACCGGCUGGACUCAAGGGGGUACCCGGAAAUUCUGGAGAACCAGGACUGAAAGGUGAUAAGGGGGACGUUGGGAUUCCUGGACAGCAGGGGGAGACUGGGUUCAAAGGAGAUAAGGGUAUCCAAGGAGCUCCAGGUUUACCGGGAAUUCGUGGGAAACCAGGACCACAGGGGAAACUAGGAGAGAAAGGUCCCGAUGGAGCACCUGGCCCACCAGGCCCCGAGGGUUUCCCUGGUGACAUGGGACCACCGGGAGAGAACGGCGUCGAAGGACCAAAGGGAAAAAUAGGAGACCGAGGUUUACCGGGGCCCCGAGGAAUUCCUGGCCUAGAGGGAGACGAGGGUCCGAUCGGGCCACCGGGACCAUCAGGACUUGAGGGUAGAAUGGGAAGAAAAGGAUUUCCUGGGAAGGUUGGCCCGGAGGCAGUGAAGGGAGAAGCCGGUGUCCCAGGAAAAGUUGGGUCCAUGGGAGAACAAGGAUUGAUGGGAUUCAUCGGACCUGUGGGAGAGGCAGGGCUGGCAGGAGAGAAGGGAGAUCGAGGAGAAAUGGGCCUUCCCGGACCACCCGGAGUAAAAGGAUCAACGGGUCACCCAGGGACGCCAGGUCAGACUGGACCUCCUGGACCUCCAGGAAGACCAGGCCCUGCCGGAGCAAGUGGGCCAGCCGGCACCAGAGGACCCAAAGGCUUGCGGGGAGCAAUGGGGCCUGAUGGUCCAACAGGAGAGAUGGGGUCAGAGGGCAAGAAGGGUUCCGAUGGUCCUCCAGGAAAAAUAGGUUUCCCAGGAUCACAGGGACAUACUGUUUGUUUUGUUUUGUCUGGCGGUGCUACAGUGACCUCUGUUGGUGAAGUGACACAUGUCUUGUUUUCUCAGGGAGCAAUGGGGCCUGAUGGUCCAACAGGAGAGAUGGGGUCAGAGGGCAAGAAGGGUUCCGAUGGUCCUCCAGGAAAAAUAGGUUUCCCAGGAUCACAGGGAAAGAUCGGAGAGCCGGGAGACACUGGGCCAAAAGGUUUUCCAGGAAUCCAAGGGCCUUCUGGACCUCCAGGGGACAAGGGAAUAGCCGGCGACCCGGGACCACCCGGACCACCUGGGACUGUUGGAUUGUUAGGGGAAAUUGGUCCUAAGGGUCCUGAUGGCAAAGAGGGUGAACCAGGACUUCCAGGCGAACCUGGGGAGAAGGGGGGGCUUGGACCAGCAGGGAACAUCGGAGAGCAAGGACUGAUAGGGCAGAGGGGCGAGUCAGGUCUAGAGGGAGAAGCUGGUCCAGCUGGUCCUGAUGGAGCAAAGGGUGAAAAAGGUGACAUGGGUCAGGAGGGUGACAAAGGUGAAAAAGGUGAAACUGGACUAAAGGGAAAGGAAGGUCCACCUGGUAGUCCUGGACUCACUGGCGUCCGGGGUUCAGAAGGAAAGCCCGGUAAAAUCGGCGAACGAGGCAAACCAGGCCUAAAGGGGGCUAAAGGUCAGCUGGGUCACCUUGGAGAAACUGGAACAGUGGGAGAGACCGGACCGCCAGGAUUUGUAGGACCGAAGGGUUCCAGAGGGACUAUAGGACAUGUGGGAGCGCCGGGCCGAAUGGGUCAGCAAGGUGAAGUUGGUCUUCUAGGCUACGAGGGCCAUCUGGGACCACAGGGCCCCAUGGGGCGUCCAGGACCAAAAGGUGAAAAGGGUGAGCAGGGUGACGACGGGAAGCAGGAAGGUCCUCCUGGUCCUCCAGGUCUCAUGGGACCUCCAGGUGACAGAGGAGAGAGGGGUGAAUCAGGAGACCCAGGGUACAAAGGUCAAAUUGGUUUGGAUGGAGAACGAGGCAGACCUGGAGCUCCUGGACAACCAGGUCAUCCCGGGCCUCGUGGACAAAAAGGACCUAAAGGUGCCAAGGGAGACCAAGGUGAAAAAGGCAAAAAAGGACAACCUGGACAAAAAGGAGCUCGAGGAACUGAGGGUGGGGGUGGUCCUCCUGGUCCCAGAGGCGUGGUGGGUCCAGAGGGCCGUGAGGGAGUGCCCGGGGAGGACGGAACCACGGGAAAAGAUGGAAGCAAAGGCAUGCCGGUGAGACUCCUUCACAACUCGUUUCAUAAAAGGAAAAUUUCCUUAACAUCCUGUCAAUUUAUAGAGGUGUGCUUCCAUUUUCAGGGUCCUCCAGGAGACUUUGGGCCAACUGGCAUACGGGGACCGAAGGGGCCACAGGGUGCAAUGGGUGGAAGAGGAGUUGUCGGCCCUGUUGGAAUUAUUGGUCCCAGUGGAAGUGCAGGUCCUAGAGGACAAAAAGGCAACCGUGGAGAGAAUGGAUUUCAAGGUCCCAGGGGAUCACCUGGACCUCGUGGACGUCCUGGACCUCCAGGCCUUCCUGCAAUCCCUCUUUCAUUUAAAAAAGAUGGCCUUGUGAUUGUUGAUUCAGUCACUCCUGUCAGGACUCAGCAUAGACCAGCAAUGGACCUGCCGAUGCUCGACCAGGGUGCAGAGAUCUUCAAGACCCUCCACUACCUCAGUAACUUGAUCCAGAGCCUGAAGAACCCAUUGGGCACUCGGGACAAUCCCGCCCGUAUCUGCAGGGACCUUCACAGUUGUGAACAGAAGUUAAAUGACGGCACUUAUUGGAUAGAUCCCAAUCUUGGUUGCUCAUCUGAUACAAUAGAAGUCUCCUGCAGCUUUACUGGUGGUGGACAAACCUGCCUUAAGCCAAUAACGGUUUCCAAGCCGACAAUCGAGGUUGGUCGUGUCCAAAUGAACUUCCUGCACCUCCUGAGCUCAGAGGCUAUUCAGCACAUCACCAUCCACUGUCUGAACAUCUCAGUUUGGAGGUCAGCUGAGGAUCAGCUCCCUGACCAUCGGUCUGUGAGAUUCAAGGCCUGGACCGGAGAAGUGUUUGAAGUGGGAGGGGAGCUCGAGCCAAGCGUUUUGGAGGACUCCUGCUGGAUAAAAGAUGGGCGCUGGCACCAGACCCAGUUUGUGUUCCAUUUCCUUGAUCCCACCCUGCUCCCUGUGAUCGACAUCUACAACCUCCCAGAAACAAACUCCGCUUCACAUUACCACCUGGAGAUCGGUCCGGUUUGCUUUCUUUGAGGGCCACAGCGUCGGUCGGUCUUCUGAGCACAAAGGGAUGGACAACUUCCCCCUACAAAUCACCUUCAUGCAGGCACGGAGACCAGAAAGGUCAUGUAAUCGUGGCCAAACAUUGUCCAAGUGAGGAAAAACUCACUGCCUGCGUCCACUCCCCACCGCCCAAAACAGACACUGCUUCACAACCAAACUCCUAGUGGACUGCAAGCAGAGAAAAAAGGAGGAGGCAGAGAGAGCAAGGCGGCGGGGUUACAGGAGCAGGGCAGUUCUUGCACUACUGGCUUCUCAGACCAACAAAUGCUUCCUCAAGCUCCUUCGGGAGGAUCUCCAUGUUAAAGGAUAAAAUACCACGCAACAUCUCCAGGACAUUUUAAGUGAACGGAGGCCAAGUUCAGCAGUGGAUAUUUGAAGUAACUUAUUUCCACAAUUGUAUACAGUCUGUAUACUUUGUGUAAUAUUCAGAUUUUGUCAUAGCACCUAAAGUAAUUGGGAUUUUGUAAAUAUAGAUAUAUAUAUAUGCUCUAUUAUUGAUUUUAUACAUGUAUAUCUUUUGUAAAUUAAUAAUCUUUAAGUGCAAUAGAUAAAAGUAAAAAAAAAAUAUUUUGGAACAUAGAGCUUAAAACCAGAUGCUAAAGUACACUGUGCAAAAAGGCACUUAAGCUUUUUCUCCACAAUGUCUAACAUCAAAUUAGACUACGCUUCUCUUGUUUUAGCUGUGUUAUUUGGAUUUCCUUAAUGCCAGAACAGUAAGACAUUUUUUAGAGAUGUUUAAAAAUCCUGUUCAAAUUAAGAGGCUUGCAUGCACUAUGUGAUUACUGUGGCUUUAAGAAGAUGGGUAAAGUCCAGAUUAUGAUGUCAUUUUUGCAAGCUUCUGGUAGGGUUAAUUCACAAUGUUUUAGUUGAAUGAGGAACAUGACUGUUGCUUUAUUGUAAAUCAAUACCUUAAAUGCACUGCUUCCUUGUAAAGAAAAAAAAAGCAUCUCCUAAGAUAGAGAAACACAGAAAAUUGUGGACCUUCACAAGUCUGGUUUAUCCUUGGGUAGCACAAUUUCCAGAUUCCUGAAUCUGUCACAUUCAUCUCUUCAAACAAUUACAUACAAAUACAAACACCAUGAGGAUAUUCAGCCAUUCUGUUAAAGAAAGAGGCAAGUUAUGGAUCUAUGAGAUGAGCAGGUUUUGGUGCUAAUGUGUGUAGUACCCCCAAAACAGAAAUGUAAGGCUAGAAAGAGGGAUUCAUUAUCCACUGUGAAAUGAGUCCUGUGCCGAUAUGUGCUGAAAGGCCACUCUCCAAGGAAGAAGCCAUCAUGGCAAAAGCAACAUAAAAAGUCUGAUUACAGUUUGCAAAUGCACUCAGGGACAACUUUUGGUGAAAAAGAAGGCAAUUUGCAAGACUGAGAACACCACUCCCUGCAUGAAGCAUUGGGUUGGCAGCAUACUAAUAAUGUGUGGGUGUUUUGUUGCAGGAGGGUGUUCUGCUCUUCACAAAAUAGGUCCCAUGAUGAGGACAGAAACGAAAUAUGUUGAAAUAUUGAAGCAGCAUUUCAAAACAUUAUCCAGGACAUUAAAGCUUGUCCGCAGCGUUCCAAAUGGACAAUGAUUGGCAGAGCCCCGAUCUCAGUCCCAUAGAAAUCUUGGGGAUUAAUAUUUCCCACAGUCAUGCAGUUUAAGUGACAAAUCUACCAGACACAAAGAAAGAACAUAUAAAAA